This is a messenger RNA of Pogoniulus pusillus (Red-fronted tinkerbird), 1902 nucleotides long. RefSeq names its product interleukin 15 (gene IL15). The record is from RefSeq and is a predicted model, not a curated record. Gene Ontology annotation, molecular function: cytokine receptor binding; cytokine activity. Gene Ontology annotation, cellular component: extracellular region. NCBI's taxonomy places the organism in Eukaryota, Metazoa, Chordata, Aves, Piciformes, Lybiidae. Gene Ontology annotation, biological process: neutrophil activation; positive regulation of tyrosine phosphorylation of STAT protein; immune response.
CUAUCUGCCAGCAAUUUCCGCGCUGGAUUAGUCCUCUGCUAUUAUAUAACAACAGAAACUAAACGGGAACGGGAGGUGGAGGGGGUGGAGCAUUUGCUGCUGUCACCAGCGCACACUUUAACUUCUCCUGUCCCCCCUUGCUGCACAGCUGGUCCAAGAUUUGUCCUGCAGUGUCCUUUCCUCAUCCAGAUGCUGUGAUCCUGUUCUGAGUAACACUCCAGCAGGCAAGAUGCUGUGGAUGGUGUGGCCAGCACCCUCUGCCAAAGCACUGAGCAGGCUGCAGAGUCUGGAAACACACCUGAAAAGUAUUUGUCUGCAAUAUCAGCUGCAUCUGCUUGUGAACAGCCACUUCUUUUACACUUUAAAGAAUGAGAUGGCACGAAUCAUCUUCUUCCUAUGUGCUUAUAUACUAAAGACAGCAGCAGGUCAUUGCAAGUGGGCAGAAGUUCUGAAAGAUUUGGAGCAGAUCAAGACAUCCAAGGACAUUGAUGUCAGUUUAUACACUGCAAACACAGAUGAGGAUAAAGAAUGCCAAGAACCUGUCAUGAGGUGCUUCUUCUUAGAGACAGAAGUAAUCCUGCAGGAAUGCCUUAUCAAAAACUGUAGUAAGACCCAGGAUGUACGGAACAUAUGGAAAAAUGGCAAUGCCAGCUUAGAGAACAGCAAGCUGAAUUCCACCAUAUCCUCAAAAUGCAAAGAAUGUGAAGAGUAUGAAGAAAAAAAUUUUACAGAGUUUAUACAGAGUUUUGUAAAGGUUAUCCAGAAGGAAUGCAAACACUGACCAGCAGACCAGAAUUCUUCCAUGCAUAUCCUCUGAGAAAUAGGAUUAUUGCCAGCAGUAAUCUGGAAAGAACAUCACUCAGAAUCCUACCCAUAUAGCAUAACAUGCAAACAAAGAAUAGAAUCCCUCUAACUCACACAGUACUCACAACUGAGUACACAAAUAAUAUUACUUAUGAAGUAAAAAUGAAAGGAAUUUAAGAGGAUUUAAAGCUUCUUCUAGACUUAAAAGUAUCUUUUGGUAAUGCCACUGGAAAAGAAAUCCUGUCUAACUUCCCAACCUUUCAAGAGAACGAAGAAGAUCUGAAGAUCUCAGGGUAUCUGCAGUGAGGCUCUCCUCAGGAACAUCAAUUCAGGGCUGACUGAAUGGAGUUUCAGAGAAAAGGUCUUCUUGCAUUAUUGUUAAUUUCAAAUUAUCAUACUCUCUUAAAACACUUUUUUCUCCUUAAAAUUCUACAAGGGGACACAGUCUCAAGUUGUGCCAGGGGAGGUCUAGGCUGGAUGUUAGGAGGAAGUUGUUGGCAGAGAGAGUGAUUGGCAUUGAAAUGGGCUGCCCAGGGAAGUGGUGGAGUCACCGUGCCUGGAGGUGUUCAAGAAAAGAGUGGAUGAGGCACUUAGUGCCAUGAUCCAGUUGAUUGGCCAGGGCUGGAUGCUAGGUUGGACUGGCUGAGCUUGGAGGUCUCUUCCAACCUGCUUGAUUCUCUGAUUUUAUAUGACUGGGACUUCCAAUAUAUGACAGGUUAACUUCUUUAUCCUUAGAAUUCUCUGCCAUCUAGGUGGGAAAGGAAUCCAGCAGGGUCUUAAGGAGACUUGAAUUCUCCAGCAUAUAGCACUGUAAACAAGAUGUGGAGCUGAGACUUUGCUGGUCCCCUUCUUCUGUUGCUGGUUGCCUGGCAGAAGAGCCCAACCCCACCUGGCUACAGCCUCCCUUCAGGUAGCUGCAGACAGCAAUGAGCUCUGCCCUGAGCCUCCUCUUCUGCAGGCUGCACACCCCCAGCUCCCUCAGCCUCUCCUCACAGGGCUGUGCUCCAGGCCCCUCACCAGCUUUGGCGCCCUCCUGUGGACACCUUCCAGCACCUCAACAUCUCUCUUGAAUAAAAAUAUUCUCUUUUAAAUAUAAAA